GAGUGGAAAUUUACAGCUGCUCUCCACUGCAAGCCAUUGAUGAUGUGCAGAUAGUCCAGGGGAUGCUGGCUAGUCAUCAGAGGCACAAGGAAGCUGCGUUCAUGCUGUAUUGCUGGACACGCAAGAAAUGGUUAACAGCUGGGGAUAUGUAAUCUGACUGUCUUCCGUCUUUAGUCUCUGAACUGUAUCCUUAACAAAAUUGGCUGGAAAAUUUCUAAGACACGAUAAGACUGUAGCACGCAGCAGAAAAACAUGAAAAAAAUGCCGCUAUUCAGUAAAUCACACAAGAAUCCUGCAGAAAUCGUAAAAACUCUGAAGGAAAAUAUGACGUUACUGGAAAAGCAGGACAAGAAGACAGAAAAGGCCUCUGAGGAGGUUUCCAAAUCCCUCCAAGCCACAAAGGAAAUUUUAUGUGGUACAGGAGAAAAGGAGCCUCAGACGGAGCCGGUGGCACAGCUAGCGCAAGAAUUGUACAACAGUGGCUUGUUGGUGACAUUGAUAGCUAACCUGCACCUCAUAGACUUUGAGGGUAAGAAGGAUGUGUCUCAGAUAUUCAACAACAUCUUGAGAAGACAGAUUGGCACUCGAAGCCCCACUGUGGAGUAUAUUAGUUCCCAUCAACACAUACUCUUUAUACUGCUAAAAGGGUAUGAAUCCCCUCAAGUGGCUUUGCAUUGUGGGAUAAUGCUUCGGGAAUGUGUCCGUCAUGAACCGCUGGCCAAAACCGUCCUUUACUCUGAACAGUUUGGGGACUUCUUUAAAUAUGUAGAGAUGUCAACAUUCGACAUAGCUUCGGAUGCCUUUGCUACAUUUAAGGACUUGCUAACAAGGCACAAGCUGACAGUAGCUGAAUUCCUAGAACAGAACUAUGAUACAAUAUUUAAUGACUAUGAAAAGCUUCUACACUCUGAGAACUAUGUGACAAAAAGACAGUCAUUGAAGUUGCUGGGUGAGCUAAUCCUUGACCGGCAUAACUUUUCCAUCAUGACAAAGUACAUCAGUAAACCAGAAAACCUGAAGCUUAUGAUGAAUCUGCUCAGAGAUAAGAGCCCCAACAUUCAGUUUGAAGCGUUUCAUGUCUUUAAGGUAUUUGUAGCGAAUCCAAACAAAACACAGCCAAUUGUGGAUAUCCUGUUAAAAAACCAGACCAAGUUAAUUGAGUUCCUGAGCAGCUUCCAGAAGGAGAGGACAGAUGAUGAACAGUUCUCUGAUGAAAAGAACUACUUGAUCAAACAGAUACGAGACUUGAAAAAACCCACCCCAUGAAGAUCUCCGACUGUGCAUCUACCAUCGAUCAUCUGAAUCAAGUGUUUUAAGGAUUGGUCAUCAUGGCAUUGUCAGUGCCUAUGUCUUUGUUUCAGUUUAGUUUAUUAGCUGCCAAGAGUAUAAAGGUUUUAUAUUAAAACUUUAAAAAAAAAUUGUUUUUCUUAAUCAGGUCUGUGGGGAUGUGAAAUUUGCAGUUGGGGGUGCAAGGGGUCAGUCACUGUAAGUAGGGGCUGCUACUGCUGAUGUUGAUUUGACUUGAGCACUCAUUUGGUUUAUAAGUCUGGAGAUUUCUCUUUAACUUUUCCCAACUUGUAGUUGUAGAGAAGAUGGAGGUUAUCUUCUCAGCCUUCUUGUACUGGUUUCUAGAAACGGAUCAUGCCGCAAUUUUCCUUUUCUCUAGCAAAAACCCCCCAGAUCUAUAGCACUUUGUCCGAAAUGGCUCCUCUAUUGGAGGGGGUAAAAUGUAUGUAAUUCAAAGAUUGUUUUAUGGAGGUCCACUUGUACUUGGCGACCUAAUAAAUUCCUAUGAGUGAUAUAGCCUAUUAUUCUAGGCCACUUUCUUCAUUUGUCACCUGCCGCACAGGCAUCGAAGCGUUUGUCUCUAGAGUCCUCUCGCAUCCAGCAUAUGUGCAUGAAUGUCUUAACUUGUCAUUGUGAAAUGAUUGUCAAGACAAUGACAGCUUUUGUAUACACCAAAGGGCACGAUAGUAACUGCAUUUUCAUGAUACCACAGGCAUAUUCUUUCAAUAACUUCUUAUUAGUAGCUGAGUGGAUGACACUGUUAUAGAAUAUACAUUUAACACCAUCUCUGGUAUAGGAAGACCCUCCUAUUGCAAAACACAAUUGGUGGGGGAAUUAGGCUAAGAUCAUAGUUGUGCUGCGGACCAUCAUAUGUAUAAUAUGUAGGAGCGAUGUCUUCUGGUGCAUUAUGUGGACACUGUACCCUAAUACUGUCUAGAAUACAUAAAUUAUAUUAGAUCCAUAUAUAUAUUUGGACACUGACACAAUUUUCAUCAUUUUGGCACUACAGCCACAAUGGAGAUGAAAUUUAAAUGCAGAUUUUCAGCUUUAAUUGAAACAGAAUGUACCAAACGGUUCAUUUGGCCACACCUAAGGUUGCCAAGUUUGACCUUAUGUUGUGGAUUCACAGCAACAGAUUCCAAAUGCAAAUGCCACACUUGGAAUCAACUCCAGACCUUUUGCCUACUUAAUUAAUAAAUAAAUAAAUAACGAAGGAAUAGCCAGACCUUUCCAUGAAACAGCUUUUGGGUCAAUUGUCCAAUUACUUUUCGGCCCUUGAAAAUGAGGGAGCUACAUUUUUUACAGCUAUAAUUCCUAAACCUUUCCUCUAAUUUGGAUGUGAUUAUCCUCAAAUUAAAGGUAACAGUCUGCACUUUAAAACCAUAUUCAUUAUAUAACUGUAACAUGUUUUGGUAAACGGCUAAAAUAUCAAAAAAACGCAUCAGUGUCCAAAUAUAUAUAGACCUAACUGUAUACUUCUAUAGUUUGGUGUUAUCCGUUCAGUGACCAUUAGGAAAAAUUGUAUAUUAUAAUUAAUAUACACCCCCUAUGUCAAUUAUGCCUCAUGCCUUUCAUAUGGUAAAAUUAUAGUCUUUCUGAUUCAUAAUAUUGUACUAAUUUGUAUUAAACAGUUUAUUACAAUAAAUGCAGUCGGCUGAGGGAUGAGUGGAAUAAACCCAGUUUUGUUCUAUUACUGUUGUUCCAAUUGUAAAGUGCAACGGAAUAUGCUGCGCCAUAUAAUAAACUAAACGUGCAAAUUUUAAUGAACACCAUAAAGAUCAGACCUCAGACCACUGCAAUUGAUAAUCUCCAGCAGUCAGAGAUCUGAUGUAAAUGUGUCCUUAUACAAUAUACAUACAUAUAAACUGUUUCAGAUUACGUUUCUGCCUUGUGUAUUACCUGUCAGUCACUUAUAAUAUGUAAAGGAACCAGCGGCUGAGGCGGAGAUCUAGCAAUGAUGUUACCGCGUACAUUGCCCAGCUGUGACUGGCCCUUGUCUUUCCCCGUCUCUGUGUGAAGUGAUGUCUCGGUGAGCAUAGCAUUCGCCCUGGAGGUGGCUGCCUGCGCAUCAUAUUCAAAACUGUUCUAUAACUCUGCACGUUAUUGGGGUGAUAAAAGCAUAAGGCGUAAACCAAGUUCUUGUUUUCUAUUUUUAUAUCAAGUGGGUAAUGAAGUUGGCUCUGUAAAGGAAUUCUUUUAUUAAUAUAAUUUUAAUAUAUUCUUGGUCUAUCUUGUUAUGAUUUUUAUUUGUCCUUUUGAUGUGCUUGACUAUCUUUCCUCUGCAGAGAUACUGCAGCCUUAUGGGUACCAGGAACUAUACAGUGCUAAUUGGCACCCUAUUUAAUAACUGGUUAUGGGUGUGUGCACUGCAUGAAAAAAAUAAUCUGAUGAGAUAAUACACUGUCAUACAUUUCUUGUCACACUGAAAAUACAGAUGUGAUCUCGUACAUCUAGUCCUGUAUUGUGAGAUGCCUGGCGGGGGAGUGAGCCGUGAGGUCUCAUGCCACUCUGCUUGCAUCUAGCAUAUUUUUCGGAAGAAUAUGCAUCUUAGUUGCAAUGCAAUGCCACUAAGAUGCACCAGGAGACUGUACUGAUUAAGUUGAUUUCUGUGUGUGACUGAGUCUGUUUAUGAAGCGCAACAGAACUUUGCAUGGAAAAAAGCUGCUGCAUUGUAGCACUUCGUAUACAGAUUAAGAGACUCAAGGGGUAGCCAAUUAACAAUUACCAAUGCGAAUUGUCCCGCCGGGGGCUAUCCAAUUAGCCCUGAUAAACCGGCAUGAGCCGUGGCUUAUCAGGGAUUUUGUUUCGCCUGCCUCAGACAGGCGAAACCAAAUUGCUGUUUCUAUCGAAAACACACAGGUUUCACUGAGCCUGUGUGUUUUCAAAAGAGAAAGUAUUUUUUUUUGCAGGUGACCAAAUUGGAUAGCCUGGUAAAACAUCGUGAAAAAACAUGAAAAACGUUAAUUUUUCACGCCUGAUGUUUCUUAACCUCUAAUUGGAUACCCCUCUCAGUCGCACACAGACAUACAAGUGUCGCAUAUCAAACUGAUCAUCACAUUCUCCUGGGGCAUUUAAGUGGCAUCGCAUUGCAUUUAAGACACAUUUUCGGGUAAGAAGAUGCUCGGCAUGCAGUCUCACAGCACCUGGCGCACAGAGAAGGGGCCGUUUGCCGCGACUGCAGUAACAAUGGUAUGAGGACGCAUCUGCAUGAGAUUGUGUAAAAGUCAGCAGAUAUAACGCUAAAAACCUCAAGUUUAUAUAAACUGAGGAACAUAGGCAAGUGUAUGGGUGUUGUAUACUUGUGUGAGUUGUAUUCUUAUUGCUUCAGUCCCAACAUAACCAGGAAUUCUUGUACAGGGAUUUGUGUGUGAGAUAAUCAGAUAGAUAGUAAUGUGUUCAUACAGCUGUCUGCACUACAUAUAGCAGUGGUGUAACUAAAAUGAUACUUAAGUCAGGGCCCGAGAAAUAUGAGUAAGAAGCAUUGUGGUUUGUCAUGUAGACAUUGGGGAAAACGACUGCAUUAUUGUAGUACUGCUGCCAUUGAAAUUUGGAUGGUCUUAUGUAACGGGUUAAGCUUGCCUUGUUGGUGCUUUCUGGUAGCAUCAGGAGGGCAAGAACCAAGCAACCUUGAGCCCCUGGUAUAUAUUUGUAUAUUCAGCAGAGCCAAACCUAAUGGGCUCUAAUUAGGGUGUCAGUGCUGUUACUCCUGUUGCUACACCAUUGACAUAUUCUGCUGAUGUGUUAUUUAGCUAUGAUCCCAGAGCUCCUAUGUAUGAACCUUUAACCAUACAAAAGUAAAGCAAACUGCUUACUGUAGCAAAAUAACAGUCUAUACUUCUAAUGCUCCCAUCCUUAAUAGGCUCCAUGACCAGGUGCCACAAGUAGCGAGUAUUACAUUAUACAAAGUAGAAGUAACAUUUAGAUUAGAUUGGCAUUGUGGCCUAUAGGAAAUGAAAGAUUACGUUUUGGGGGUCACGUGUUACAUUAUCAGAUGUUUUGGCACAUGUAUAGAUAGAGGUAUGACUUUUGGGCCUUGUAGGACUGUCACUGAUUGGAGCGUGCAGUGUAAUUACAUGAUGGAGAUGGUGUUACUUAUUGAAUGCAUUGAUGUACCCUGAAGAUUGAAUUAUAAAGUGUAUCUGUUGCCUUAACUCAGUGGAGGCAGGAAUUUUGUGAUGGAGAAUAUCCCUGAGAAUAGGGCCUGUGCGGUAACUAGGGUCCAAUAUCCCUGAGAAUAGGGCCUGUGCGGUAACUAGGGUCCAGAUAUAUGCCAUAGUGAUAAGAAAACCUAAGCACUCCUUGACAAGAUGCUGCAGUGCACAAGGGCAGAGACUGUUGGACUUUUUAAAUUAGACUGAAGAGGACAUUUGGGGUAUAAUCCCCUAAUCACAGUAGAAUGUAUAAGAGGUUCUGUUUAAUGGAUCCUCAUGAUUUUUUUAGGACAAGUGAAGUAAUCUGAGUUUAUCCAGGAGCCUGGAGUUGGAAAGUACUGACAUUUUUUUCUUCCUUUUCGAUGUGACUUGAUGAGCUACUUGUUCUUGCACCAGGAUCCAUUCAGGAUACUGGCAGUCUGAAUACCAACACCGGCAUCCUGACAUGGAUUGAAAGGCUGGUGCCGGAAUCCCGAUCAAGCUCUACCGGGGAGAGUUGGGGUCAGGCUGUGGGAAGGGAUGGUAAACCUUCACUGGGAUGCCAGUGUUGGUCAUAUGACCUCCGGCAUCCCAUAUGUAUGCCCUUGCACUUAUUCUCAGUCAGUCAGAGGGGUGUGGUUUCACUACUUCUUAUUCAAUUGAUGAUAUUCUGCCCUUUCUGGAACAACUGGAGGCAAUUCCAUUAAAUAUUAUGGCAGUGAAAUAUCAGAGAAUCCUGGUACCUCGCAGCCACCAACGUCUCACAUUGUAUCUCAUAGAGGUGCAGAGUAAAAUGUGCAAUGUAGGAGUACUGUCAUUCUCUGUGAUGUGCUCACGUGGGCAAGAAUUAUAUUGCUGCCAUUGAUUUAGCCUACAAAAUGACUUCCUCCACUGAUCGUAGUCAAUAGGCACACUGAGGAGGAUAAAACACCUUACGUAUGGAUAUAUUGUACCAUUUUUCAUAGUGUGAUGUAAUUCUAAAAUGACACGUUCACCCUGCUUAGUGCUCUGUAGAAAUGGUCUCUGCUAAUGAUACCUGCAGUGCAGUGUGACCCUGCAAUGUUUUCUAAUGGCAGCGACAGCAGAGACUUCCACACGUUUCUCCUGACAUUGAUUGUUAAGUGAUGAUCGUCCGACAUACACCAUAACGCAUCCCUAUGUAAAUGGAGAAACCUUUACAGCAAUCUCGGAUUUUGCGACUUUAAACCUCUGCACUUUGUAUUGCAAUGUAACAACCCUUUUACACAAAUGUGAGAGGUCUGUACUGCAUACAGAUCUACCUUCUGCGCCUUAGAAAAGGGAUGAAACCUAAUAAAUAUUUGCUUAUUUAAACUAUUGUGUGUAUAAAAUAAAUGUAUAUCAUCAGUUUGUACUUAUAAGAUUAUAUUUACAAAACAUUAAAGGCACGGUUACUGAU
Molecule: messenger RNA, 6834 nt
Organism: Pseudophryne corroboree (corroboree frog)
Lineage: Eukaryota; Metazoa; Chordata; Amphibia; Anura; Myobatrachidae
Gene: CAB39L
Product: calcium binding protein 39 like
Exons: 9
Coding region: 253-1266 (337 amino acids)
Biological process (GO): intracellular signal transduction
Molecular function (GO): protein serine/threonine kinase activator activity
Source: RefSeq, a predicted model, not a curated record